AUGUCAGGCUUCUUCGGCAUGGGUCGACCCCAACAGUCGUCAGCAGAGCGCAUCGCCGCUGCGGAAACCGAGAUCGAGCUCUUCACUGACAUGUUCCAACGACUAUCGAACUCCUGCACGAAGAAAUGCGUCCCCGCCGACUACCGCGAAGGCGACCUAAACAAAGGCGAGAGCGUGUGCAUCGAUCGCUGCGUGGCCAAGUUCUUCGAGGUGAACAUGAAGGUCAGCGAGAAGAUGCAGAAUGCGGCGCAAGGCGCGCAGGCUGGUGGCGGUGGUGGGGGCAUGUUUGGGAUGUAG
This is a messenger RNA of Cyphellophora attinorum, 297 nucleotides long. Its product is annotated as Mitochondrial import inner membrane translocase subunit tim10. Gene Ontology annotation, cellular component: mitochondrial inner membrane. The record is from RefSeq and is a predicted model, not a curated record. The transcript has 2 exons. NCBI's taxonomy places the organism in Eukaryota, Fungi, Ascomycota, Eurotiomycetes, Chaetothyriales, Cyphellophoraceae. Gene Ontology annotation, biological process: protein insertion into mitochondrial inner membrane. Bases 1 to 297 code for a protein of 98 amino acids.